AUGCUAGAUAUCUCCAAAGCUGCGAACUUUCUUAGCCAGAGUCGGAAAACAGAGAGCUCGAUGUUAUCGCCGAGCGCCUCAGUCUCACUUAAGAGUCCGGAUAGAGGUCGGAGGUUUGAAGUUUCAGGCAGCAUCGGGCGCAAAAGAUUAUCCAGCUCUAUUAGUGCAUCAAUUCCUGCGGGCAAGCGAAUAUAUUCCACCUCCCCGACCAAAAAGACAAUCAGUCCCACCCUCCUGAACCGUGUCCACCGAAGAGUUAUUGUGUCUGACUACGGAAAACCUAUUUACCGGGCAAAUUCUUGCGCCGCAAUGCUGGCCGCGUUGGAAGGUUGUAUAAAAGGCUCCAAAUCUCUAUAUCAGACCGGGAUCCUUCAACGCGAUAUAUCGGUAGGCAAUCUGAUGAUGAACGAAGACCCUGCCAAUCGAUCUUGGCCAGCGUUUCUGAUUGAUCUCGACCUUGCGAUACGGAUUCAACGAGAAGGGUCUUCAGGAGCGCGUGGCAAAACAGGUACGAGAGCGUUCAUGGCCAUUGGGGUACUGCUGGGUGAGAAACAUUCGGCCAUGCAUGAUUACGAGUCGUUUUUUUGGGUCCUUUUCUGGAUAUCCAUCCAUUACGACAAACCCCAAAAGAGCGGUAGAGUCGUGCCCAUGUUCGAGAAGUGGAACUACGUGGACAUGGAAGAACUGGCCAAACUGAAACUAGGUACGGUAUCAGAUGAGGGCAUUUUUCUAGAAACUUUGAAUCAACAUGUCACCUCAUAUUAUGAGCCACUGCGGCCCUGGAUAAAUCGGCUUCGGAGAGUGGUGUUUCCAAAUGGGAGGUUGAGGAGACAGGAAGAUGAAAGCCUUGCUUCGAAAAUGAUGGCGAUACUUGCUGAAGCCCAGAGAGACCCAGAUGUCCUUGCGAAUCCCACUGCUUUAGAUAUCUCAGGGCUCAUCUCCUAA
Exophiala oligosperma is the source of this 945-nucleotide messenger RNA. RefSeq lists its product as uncharacterized. Lineage: Eukaryota; Fungi; Ascomycota; Eurotiomycetes; Chaetothyriales; Herpotrichiellaceae. Bases 1 to 945 code for a protein of 314 amino acids. The record is from RefSeq and is a predicted model, not a curated record. The transcript is spliced from 2 exons.